AUUUGGGCGCCACUGGGUUGGUUGUCAUGCACGAACUCAUUGGCAAAUACAGCCAUCCGGACAUGGACGUGGACAUGCUGAAGGAUCAGCUGAAGCGGGGUAGCUACAUGAGCGCCCUCGGACCGCCCACCCCCGGCGCUUCCGCCCCCUCGCCCUUCCUGAUGCCCGCCGAAUUCUACAAGAGCCUCUUCGCCAGCGCCGUUCUCCAGCAGCAACAGCAGCACAAGCUCUUCGCCGGAGCGCCCUCCCCCAGUCCAGGUCCCAGCCUAUCACCGUCCUCAGGUCGUUCGCAUCCACCCAGCAAUUUGUUGUUCUCCACGGCAGCUGCAGUGGCGCAUUGUGUGGCAGAGGAUGGUGAAGUGAAGACGGAGCUCGAAGAGCCUGAUCAGGAGACUGAGACGGAGACCCGGGAAAUCGCUGGAGAGGAUGAGGAGCAGAAGCCCAGCAAUGGAAAAAACCCAACACGGAAUAAGCCGCACAACAACAACGGCUACUCUUGGUCCACCAGCAACAACAACGAGGUUGUCAGUAAUAAUACCAACAACAACAACCAUCCAACAACACCACCCACUCCACCCAACGAAGCAAGCGCCACCCAAGCGACUUCAGUGUCCGCAAUUAAUUUGAAUCAAGCCCAACCCGCAUCACAGACGCGUCCAAACUUUGGCAGCUCCGUAAAGUCACCACCAACAGAACCGGACGCGGUCACCGCCGCCACGUGCAAAAGUCAGGAGAACAACUCCAGCUCGAACCCGCACUCAGGCCAACCCCAUAACCCCCACUCCGACCCCGGUCCAGUUCAGACCCCCAGUUCGAAUCCAACGGCCGCUGCCGUGGCCGCCGCUGCCGCCGCCGCUGCCGCUGCCAACAUGCCGAUCGGCGGCGUCCAGGGCCAGAACCCCACCCAGGGCCUGGUCCACUGGAUGAGCGCCGUGAUGGCCGAGCACAUGACCGGCCAGACGCACCACGAUCCGGGAGCCGUGGGCAUGCACUACAUGUGGAACGGCAACGUUGACCAUGCCAAAGACAUAAGCGAUUACAAUCUUUGGCCGCCAACGCCGCGCAGUCAUCAGCAUGCCAGUGAGCAUCAUCCGAUGUCCCUGAAGCAGGAGUACGAGGCCAAAAUGAACGAUCACCACCACAACAAUCUGCAGAAAGGUCACUUUCUGGAUGACAAUCGUCUGGAGCACCAUGCGGUUACGGGACAAGGUGGCCUCGGCCUGGGUGCAUCCAACAGCAUCGGUGGCGGAGGAGGCGGAGGCGGCUCUGUGGGUGGCAAUUCCAGCCUUGGCGCUGGCUCGCACCACGCCGCCGCCGCCGCCCACCAUCACAACCAGGCGGUGGCAGCUGCCUCGGCGGCCGCCCUGCUGGUGGUGCCCCAACCGAUCAACGCCAGCAAAAUGGGCGGACCCGGCGGUGUGGCCUCGGUGGCCGGCGGACACGCCGCGGGUGGCGGCAGCGGACGCAAGUAUCAGUGCAAAAUGUGCCCCCAGAUCUUCAGCUCGAAGGCGGAUCUGCAGCUGCACACGCAGAUCCACAUGCGGGAGGCGAAGCCGUACAAGUGCACCCAGUGCUCGAAGGCCUUCGCCAACUCGUCGUAUCUGUCGCAGCACACGCGGAUCCACCUGGGCAUCAAACCGUACCGCUGCGAGAUCUGCCAGCGGAAGUUCACGCAGCUCUCGCACCUGCAGCAGCACAUCCGGACGCACACGGGCGACAAGCCGUACAAGUGCAGGCAUCCCGGCUGCCAAAAGGCCUUCUCGCAGCUCUCCAACCUGCAGUCGCACUCGCGAUGCCACCAGACGGACAAGCCGUUUAAGUGCAACUCCUGCUAUAAGUGCUUCUCGGACGAGCCCUCGCUGCUGGAGCACAUCCCGAAGCACAAGGAGUCGAAGCACCUGAAGACGCACAUCUGCCAGUACUGCGGCAAGUCCUACACCCAGGAGACCUACCUGACGAAGCACAUGCAGAAGCACGCGGAGCGGACGGACAAGCGGCCGCCGAUCGCGCCGGGCAGUGCGGCGGCCAUUGCGGCGGCGGCCGCCGCGGCUGCUGCCGGCGGAGCGGGCAACCCCGCCAACGGACCGCCGUCCAACAACCCCAAUCCCCCCCAGCACCAGCGCAACAGCCUGGGCCUGCCCCCCGUCUCGAUCGCUCCCAGCGACAAUGGGUACUGGCCAAAGGUAAGUCCGGACUCGGCCGCCGCAGCCAAUGCCAUGGAGGUGAUGCACCAGCAACAGCAGCAGCAACAGCAGCAGCAGCAACAGCAGCAACAACAGCAGCAGCAGCAGGCGCACCACCACCAUCCGCAGCACGGAGUUCCGCCGCAGCAACAUGUCCCGCCCCAGCAGCAGCAGCAGCAGCAACACCACCACCCGCAACAGCAACCACCCCCUCAGCACAGCAUGGAGGCCCACUACGCACAGCCGACGGCGCCAAAUGGCGCCCAGAGCAACGGACACGGACCGGAGUUGCAGCCCCACCAUCGCAUGCCCGACCCCGUGCGGGAGGAUAUAGUUUCGACGCCCAGUGCCGUGGGCCCCUAUGAUGCCGCAUCCAUAACGAAAACCACCAGCAACUCGGCCUUCACGCCGAUCAACUCGAUGCCGCCGCACCUGAACUCGCUGAGCCACCACCCGAUGGCCCAGCGGCCCUAUCUCUACGAUGCCAUCAGCUUCCCGAACAAGAACGUGAACCAGAACAACGCCAACGCGUUCCCCAACCAGCUGAUCUCGCUGCACCAGAUCCGGAACUACGCCCACCAGCCGGCGGGUCUGAUGGCGGGCGAACACCUGCUGGGCGUGAGCGUGGGUCCUGGGAAGGACAAGGGGUAGCUAGGGGCCUACUUCUAAGUUCGCAGUUAAUCCAUUAUUUCUCCAAGCAGAGACGAGGCGUGCAUUCCUGUACAGUAUUAAUUUGUAGGUAGUCGUAGCCCGUAAAGGACAUUUUGUAAUUUUGGUAGAUCUUGUUUCGGUUUAGUUAAGGGUGUUACCGCGCACUUACUAAGCACACUGUAAAUGGCCAACGAUACGUACUCUAAUUUGACCAACACCGUCCAUACCUAUGUUGACACAAUGUCUUUUAACACGAACACAAGAAUCACGAUUAGGUGACUUGCUUUCAGUUUAAACCCUGCGUUUAAGAAGAAUGCAAGCUCUGUCCAGCAAAAAUUUCCCCAUCACGUACUUGGUUUUGCAAGACCACGUAAAUUACCCUGUAAAUAUAAUUGAAAACGAAAUUAUUUUCGAUGCACAAACGGAUCUCGCAGUCUUGAAUCAACGGCAGAUGUCAAAAGCUGCAAACUAAGCCGAUAUUUGUACAUAGAUAUACAUCAAACCUAAAGGAACUUACCGGCAAACGUAAUUUAAAUUUAAAUACAAAUCUUCAUAAAUAUAUUUGUUUAGGUGUAUCGUAUUAAAUACCGAUAUUUCUGAGGGAAUUUUCUCGAAAAAAAAACACAAAGAGCGAACAAACUUAAGAAAUCAAAUGUGUUUACAACUAUAGAUGGAACUAUGCGAUAGAUAAAAACUAUUUUGAAAGAACCUUUUCUAAGUAUAUGUCGGCAGUGGCAAAAACAGAAGGAAGAAAACACAACCGAAUAGAAAUGUUGUAUUACUUUUUGGAAAGACUGAAGUGAUCAAAAUUAACGAACCAGAAAAGGAAAUAAAGAAAAAUCAAACAUUUUAAAGAGCGUUUUUACCGCAGUUACUAUGCAAAACUGAAUGUGUCCUAUAAAAUUUCGUACUAAAUGGCAGAAACUAAACCUAAACGUAAAUACGAGUAUGACAACAUCAAAUGUAAUGUAUUAUUAAAUAAAGUAAUUUUAAUUUUAAUCUAAUUAUAAACUAAAUUUAAUCUAACCCAUAGCUAGUGUUUAACUCCAGAAUGCAAUCUCAAUGUAAAGACAAAACCGAAAACGGAACACAAAAAAAAAUACCUACAGUUAAGUGAAUAGCAAAAUGAACUUUGAACCACACACCCGAAUUAAAUAGAAACAUUUGAGGAAUUCAGAUAGCUGAGCUAAAUGAUUAUUUGUUUUACCGUCUAACGAUUACAGAAGAUUACAAUACGAUUCCAAUGGCUAAGAUAUGCGAAUACAAAGAAUAGUUCCCGAUUAAACGUCGAUCGCUGAACGGCGUGGAUACCCGCGGAUAUCGAGCUGAAUAUGCAUACAUACUAAUAUAUUUGUCAAUAGUAGAUGUGUGUUCCUCAGUUGAUGUAAAUUAAUUUCCGAUUAACCAGGA
Molecule: messenger RNA, 4244 nt
Organism: Drosophila rhopaloa
Lineage: Eukaryota; Metazoa; Arthropoda; Insecta; Diptera; Drosophilidae
Product: zinc finger protein rotund
Exons: 8
Coding region: 27-2834 (935 amino acids)
Biological process (GO): regulation of transcription by RNA polymerase II
Molecular function (GO): RNA polymerase II cis-regulatory region sequence-specific DNA binding; DNA-binding transcription factor activity
Source: RefSeq, a predicted model, not a curated record